UACUUGUUGGAACAAAGAAACCCUCAACACAUACAUGGCAUCUCUAAAAACCCCAAAUUCAAUUCAACCCUUAAAUCCUCGAUCUCCGUCAGCUUUGUCAUGAACCCUUGAAAUCGGCCAUCUUUUUUUCUACCCCAAGUUCCCCUUUUUUUUUAUAUCUUUCUUCGUCCCAUGGCUGCUGCUGCUCUUAGAUCGAAACCUUCAUUCGAAACAGCCUCUUUAACGGUCUCUCAAUUUAGGCACUUCCUGUCAAGUUAUAUGCACUAUGGCCGCGUGGUCGCCUCCUCCAGCUUUACCAAAUGGGACGACUACUUUGUCAAUACUCCUUAUCACUUCACUUCUUUCAGACCCUUAUCGCUUCGCGCCGAUUUCCUCGGAAAGGGUUCCAGAUUAUUGGAAAUUACUAGGAAUUCUCACUCUUCGAAUAAUGAUUUCGAUAGACAAGUGAGGGGGAGAUUGAGUUAUAAUAAUUCUACGAUUUUGAGCUCUCAUGGGGACCCACCGGAGGUUUGGCAGCCUCCUGGAGAUGGGGUUGCUAUUCGGGUUAGUGGGGUGAAUUUGGGCCGUGGUGGAGGAGGAGGAGGUGGUGGAGGAGGAGGAGGGGCGACUACGGGUUCUGGAGGUGGGUUUGGACCGGAUUCGAAGGAUGAUUGUUGGGGGGGAUCUAAUUUGGGGCAUGAUUUUCCGACUCCCAAAGAGAUUUGUAAAGGAUUGGAUAAGUUUGUGAUUGGGCAAGAGAGGGCAAAGAAGGUUCUGUCUGUGGCAGUUUACAACCACUAUAUGAGAAUCUACCACGAGUCAUUACAGAAACGGCCUGCAGAAGAUUCAGGUAGCAAUAUAGCAGAUGUACUAGAAGAUGAUAAAGUGGAACUGGAGAAAAGUAACAUUCUUUUAAUGGGGCCAACAGGGUCAGGGAAAACAUUACUUGCCAAAACCUUGGCUCGCUUUGUGAAUGUUCCUUUUGUUAUUGCGGAUGCAACUACAUUGACUCAGGCAGGGUAUGUAGGUGAAGAUGUUGAAUCUAUAUUAUACAAGCUCCUUGUGGUCGCUGACUAUAAUGUUGCAGCUGCACAGCAGGGCAUUGUUUACAUAGAUGAAGUUGAUAAGAUCACUAAAAAGGCUGAGAGCCUUAAUAUUAGCAGGGAUGUUUCUGGGGAGGGUGUUCAGCAGGCAUUACUAAAGAUGCUAGAAGGAACUAUUGUUAAUGUUCCUGAAAAGGGAGCUAGAAAGCAUCCUAGAAGUGAAAAUAUUCAGAUUGACACAAAGGAUAUACUCUUUAUAUGUGGGGGUGCCUUUAUCGACAUAGAGAAAACAAUCUCAGAAAGACGUCAAGAUUCUUCCAUUGGUUUUGGAGCCCCAGUGCGUGCAAACAUGAGAGCUGGUGGUGUUACAAAUGCUGCUGUGACGUCAUCUUUAAUGGAGACUGUUGAAAGUAGUGAUCUCAUUGCAUAUGGUUUGAUACCAGAAUUUGUUGGACGAUUCCCUGUUCUUGUGAGUUUGUUGGCUCUAACUGAAGAACAACUUGUUCAGGUCCUAACAGAGCCAAAAAAUGCCCUGGGAAAGCAAUACAAAAAGAUGUUCCAAAUGAAUGGCGUCAAACUGCAUAUUACAGAAAAUGCUUUGAAAUCAAUUGCCAGAAAAGCAAUAACUAAAAAUACCGGAGCCCGAGGCUUAAGAUCUAUCUUGGAGAAUAUCUUGAUGGAUUCCAUGUAUGAGAUACCGGAUGUUAGACGCAGUGACGAUAUAAUAGAUGCAGUAGUAGUUGAUGAGGAAUCCAUUGGAAGUGGAGCGAAGAUUCUUUGCGGUAAAGGUGCAUUCGACGGUUACCUUUCGCAGCAACAAAAGUCGAAUGAGUUGAAGACAAGUGAUAAGGAGCAGGCAGAGGGUGAGGCGGAAACGGAGCUUAUUCCUUCAGUUGUUGCCAGCAUGUGAUUUUGUAACUUAAUUUGUACGUUGUACAUAAUAUUUCUAGAGAUGAUUCAUUUGACAUGACAUGACAUCCAUACACCAUUUUUAUUAAGAAAUAUAUAAUAUAUGGGGUUUUAAUUCA
Hibiscus syriacus is the source of this 2050-nucleotide messenger RNA. Its product is annotated as CLP protease regulatory subunit CLPX1, mitochondrial-like. Gene Ontology annotation, molecular function: ATP binding; ATP-dependent protein folding chaperone; ATP hydrolysis activity. Lineage: Eukaryota; Viridiplantae; Streptophyta; Magnoliopsida; Malvales; Malvaceae. The transcript is spliced from 15 exons. Bases 172 to 1932 code for a protein of 586 amino acids. Gene Ontology annotation, biological process: proteolysis; protein folding; protein catabolic process. The record is from RefSeq and is a predicted model, not a curated record. Gene Ontology annotation, cellular component: mitochondrial matrix.